This is a messenger RNA of Lathyrus sativus (Indian pea), 1800 nucleotides long. The record is from the annotation of a GenBank genome assembly. NCBI's taxonomy places the organism in Eukaryota, Viridiplantae, Streptophyta, Magnoliopsida, Fabales, Fabaceae.
AUGGCAGUGAGAACUCACUUCUCCUUACACAACACACUCUUCCUCUUUAACCCCUCCACUCUUUCACACCGUUCCACACUUUCUCAUCUCAAAUCCAAACCCUAUUCCCAUUCCCGAACAGCUUUCUUCUGCAACUGCACCACUUCUUCUCCCUCAAAUGACCAACCCUUUCUCCUCACAACCCCUCUCUACUACGUCAACGCUCCUCCCCAUAUGGGUAGCGCUUACUCCACCAUCGCCGCUGAUGCCAUUGCUCGCUUCCAGCGGUUAUUGGGAAAGAAGGUGAUAUUCAUUACUGGCACUGAUGAACAUGGUGAGAAAAUUGCAACUGCUGCUAUGGCCCAGGGUUCCACUCCACCUGACCAUUGUAAUCUCAUUUCACAAGCUUACAAGACGCUUUGGAAAGAUCUAGAUAUUUCAUAUGACAAGUUCAUUAGAACAACUGAUAGCAAGCACGAAGCAAUUGUAAAGGAAUUUUAUUCGAGGGUGCUUGCCAAUGGUGACAUUUACCGAGCUGAUUAUGAGGGAAUUUAUUGUGUCAGCUGUGAGGAAUAUAAGGAUGAGAAGGAACUGCUUGAGAACAAUUGUUGUCCGAUCCACCAAAAGCCGUGUGUUUCAAGGAAAGAGGACAAUUACUUUUUUGCACUAUCAAAAUAUCAGAAGUCAUUGGAGGAACUUUUGAUUAAAAAUCCAAGUUUUGUGCAGCCAACUUUCCGUUUGAAUGAGGUUCAAGCCUGGAUCAAAAGUGGCCUGAGAGACUUUUCCAUUUCCCGAGCAUCGGUUGAUUGGGGCAUACCUGUUCCAAGUGACAAGACUCAGACUAUAUACGUAUGGUUUGAUGCUUUACUAGGCUACAUAUCAGCACUAGCUGAUGACGAGGAACAACCUGAUUUAUUAAACACUGUUUCUUCAGGUUGGCCAGCUACACUGCACUUGAUUGGUAAGGAUAUUCUACGCUUCCAUGCCGUUUAUUGGCCAGCUAUGCUAAUGUCUGCUGGGCUAAGCCCUCCCAAAAUGGUAUAUGGCCAUGGAUUCUUGACUAAGGAUGGCAUGAAGAUGGGCAAGUCACUAGGAAAUACGCUUGAGCCAAACGAUUUGGUUAGUAAAUUUGGGACAGAUGCAGUCAGAUACUUCUUCCUCAGAGAGGUGGAAUUUGGCAACGACGGGGACUAUUCAGAGGAACGCUUCAUCAAUAUUGUAAAUGCACAUCUUGCCAAUACAAUUGGAAAUCUUCUUAAUCGUACUCUAGGACUUCUGAAAAAGAAUUGUGAAUCAACUCUGGUAGUGGAUUCCACUACGGCUGCAGAAGGAAACGCAUUCAAGGACAAUGUAGUGAGACUGGUUGAUAAAGCUCGUAUUCACUAUGAAAAUCUCGCACUGACAUCAGCUUGUGAGGCUGUUCUGGAGAUUGGUAAUGUUGGUAAUUCCUAUAUGGAUGAGCGUGCUCCUUGGUCUCUCUUUAAACAAGGGGGUACCGCUUCCGAAGUGGCCGCCAAGGACCUUGUAAUUAUAUUAGAGACGGUGAGAAUUAUUGCCAUUGCACUAUCUCCCGUUACUCCGAGCUUGAGUUGGAGAAUAUAUUCACAACUUGGCUAUUCCAAGGACCAAUUUGAUGCGGCAACCUGGAGAGACACCAAUUGGGGUGGACUUAAGGGCGGUCAGAUCAUGGCUCAACCUCAACCAGUGUUUGUUAGGAUUGAAAACCAAACUGAAGUGGAAGAUAAACCUGUUGCAGUGAGCAAGAAGACUCCAAAAAGUAAAGGGAAGUUGAAACAAGCUCAAGAAGUUACUGGUGCUUAG